AUGCGGCGUACGCGGCUGGAACCCGGAAGUAGCGGCUACGGCGGUGGUAACACCGGAAGCAGUGGCUACGGCGGUGGCAACACCGGAAGUAGCGGCUACGGAAGUGCCUCCUCUUCUGCCAGUCGUCCGGCUCCCGCCAUCUACAAACCGUACGGCCCAGCGAGCAUCAACAAAAACGCGAAUUCGGGACAGCGUUUCGGCGUCGGCGUCGCCAUCGGCUCCAAUAGCGGAUCGGCGCCCUCUAGCGGCUACUCCACGCAGAGAAGCGUCUACGGACCAGGAUCGCUGACGUCACAGGCGCAGUCCGCUCCCAGCAUCUUUGGCGGAAACGGAGUUCGGCAGCGUAACAGUGGCGCGGCGAACAGGCAGGGAGGGUACGGGACGGGACGGACGCCACGGACCGGAUACGGAACGGGAAGCAGCGCCGGAAAACACACCGGAACGGGAUCCGGAUUUAGAAUCAUUCCGAGCCGCGUGCUCAGCUCGAACGCUGGAAGUGGAGAGAAGCGACGACGUUGUAUCUGUUACGACCUAUAG
Priapulus caudatus is the source of this 537-nucleotide messenger RNA. RefSeq names its product ATP-dependent RNA helicase glh-2-like. The transcript has a single exon. NCBI's taxonomy places the organism in Eukaryota, Metazoa, Priapulida, Priapulimorpha, Priapulimorphida, Priapulidae. The record is from RefSeq and is a predicted model, not a curated record. Bases 1 to 537 code for a protein of 178 amino acids.